This is a messenger RNA of Oncorhynchus keta (chum salmon), 5962 nucleotides long. Its product is annotated as chemerin-like receptor 1. The transcript is spliced from 2 exons. The coding region runs from base 3111 to 4112 and encodes 333 amino acids. NCBI's taxonomy places the organism in Eukaryota, Metazoa, Chordata, Actinopteri, Salmoniformes, Salmonidae. Gene Ontology annotation, biological process: positive regulation of macrophage chemotaxis; chemotaxis; inflammatory response. Gene Ontology annotation, molecular function: complement receptor activity; G protein-coupled receptor activity. The record is from RefSeq and is a predicted model, not a curated record. Gene Ontology annotation, cellular component: plasma membrane.
AAUAACUUCGGUGGAAAUCUUUACACCAACUGCAUGUUUGUCUUGUGUUCCUUUGAACUCUUUUGUUAGACCAUACGGUAUCAGCAACACUUCUGAACUGGAAGCUGUUAACUUCCAGACUUUAGGACCAUUGCUAUUGCCACUCUCAGGCUACAAACAACUUGUUUGAUGGAUUGGCUUUACAAUUAGCAUACCAUUCACUAAAACUUAGCAUGUUGUUCUUUGUGUUGAUUUUUGUGUUGCCUUGAAUAUAUCCAGUAGUGGUCAAGUAUAACAUGGACAAUUUGUAGUAUACCUACAGAGAAUGAUGGAAGUUUUUAUUUUAGAUCUAGCAACAUAAACAUUAUUUACUGAUCAACUGGAAUGAAGGAGCAUUUAUGUACUUUUACUUUUUUAAAUGUACUUUUUUAACUUUUACAAUGGCAAUUAUUGCCGUUUAAGACGAGGGAGGAUGAUCUUUCUUUCAUGAACAUGGCAUUAUUUCUAUUACAGUAUAUUGGAUGACUGUCAUUCAUAUUCCAUUCACCCAGUUCAAUGUAACAGCAAUAGGUUUAGUCUACUACAUGAUACUCAAAUUUUCCCUAUAUCCACCAUGAGGUUGCUACAACCUAGAAUAUGAAUGACAUUUUACAAUGUAGGUGCAUCUAGCUUAUAUAGGAUGUAAUCAAUAGUCCAACAGUUGCAAAAUAGUUUCUAUUGGACAAAUUCAUGUUUAUCCCCGUUUUGUUUCCGUUUGCUUUCAUUUAAGAAAUGUUUUUCAACAGAAUAGGCAGAAUGAAUACACCCCUGAUCCUGCGUUAACACAGCACUUUGUAUUCAUUCUCGCAUCUAUGCGCUCUCCUCCUCUCUCCUUUCCCUUCUGUUAGAGGCUGCGUCUUUCGAAUCCGGUAUCAGGAAGAAUAAGUCAGAAUCUGUCGUUAAUUAUCUUCAAUUAAAUUCAAGCAAUAAAUGGCAAAUGCAAUUUUUCAUAUAUAAACAGCUGUUCUUAUACUGUGGUAGACAUACAGUGGGGAGAACAAGUAUUUGAUACACUGCAGAUUUUGCAGGUUUCCCUACUUACAAAGCAUGUAGAGGUCUGUAAUUGUUCUCAUAGGUACACUUCAACUGUGAGAGACGGAAUCUAAAACAAAAAUCCAGAAAAUCACAUUGUAUGAUUUUUUAAAGUAAUUAAUUAGCAUUUUAUUGCAUGACAUAAGUAUUUGAUACAUCAGACAAGCAUAACUUAAUAUUUGGUACAGAAACAUUUCUUUGCAAUUACAGAGAUCAUACUUUUCCUGUAGUUCUUGACCAGGUUUGCACACACUGCAGCAAGGAUUUUGGCCCCUCCUACAUACAGAAUCUUCAGGUUUCGGCGCUGUCGCUGGGCAAUACGGACUUGCAGCUCCCUCCAAAUAUUUUCUAUUGGGUUCAGGUCUGGAGACUGGCUAGGUCACUCCAGGACCUUGAGAGGGUUCUUACGGAGCCACUCCUUAGUUGCCCUGGCUGUGUGUUUCGGGUCGUUGUCAUACUGGAAGACCCAGCCACGACCCAUCUUCAAUGCUCAUACUGAAGGAACGAGGUUGUUGGCCAAGAUCUCGCGAUAUAUGGCCCCAUCCAUCCUUCCCUCAAUACGGUGCAGUCGUCCUGUCCCCUUUGCAGAAAAGCAUCCCCAAAGAAUGAUGUUUCCACCUCCAUGCUUCACGGUUGGGAUGGUGUUCUUGAGUUUGUACUCAUCCUUAUUCUUCCUCCAAACACGGCGAGUGGAGUUUAGACCAAAAAGCUCUAUUUUUGUCUCAUCAGACCACAUGACCUUCUCCCAUUCAUCCUCUGGAUCAUCCAGAUGGUCAUUGGCAAACUUCAGACAGGCCUGGACAUGCGCUGGCUUGAGCAGGGGGACCUUGCGUGUGCUGCAGGAUUUUAAUCCAUGACGGCGUAUUGUGUUACUAAUGGUUUCUUUGAGACUGUGGUCCCAGCUCUCUUCAGGUCAUUGACCAGGUCCUGUCGUGUAGUUCUAUGCUGAUCUCUCACCUUCCUCAUGAUCAUUGCUGCCCCACGAGGUGAGAUCUUGCAUGGAGCCCCAGACCGAGCGGAAUUGACCGACAUUUUGAACUUCAUCCAUUUUCUAAUAAUUGCGCCAACAGUUGUUGCCUUCUCACCAAGCUGCUUGUCUAUUGCCCUGUAGCCCAUCCCAGCCCUGUGCAGGUCUACAAUUUUAUCCCUGAUGUCCUUACACAGUGGUCUGGUCUUGGCCAUUGUGGAGAGGUUGGAGUCUGUUUGAUAAACUGUGUGGACAGGUGUCUUUUAUACAGGUAACGAGUUCAAACAGGUGCAGUUAAUAAAGGUAAUGAGUGGAGAACAGGGGGGCUUCUUAAACCUUUAAGUCUUUACUGAAGACUCAUCUCUUCAGUGGGUCAUAUGAUUGAGUGUAGUCUGGCCCAGGAGUGUGAAGGUGAACGGAAAGGCACUGGAGCAACGAACCGCCCUUGCUGUCUCUGCCUGGCCGGUUCCCCUCUUUCCACUGGGAUUCUCUGCCUCUAACCCUAUUACAGGGGCUGAGUCACUGGCUUACUAGGGCUCUUUCAUACCGUCCCUAGGAGGGGUGCGUCAUUUGAGUGAGUUGAGUCACUGUGAUCUUCCUGUCUGGGUUGGCGCCCCCCCCCUUGGGUUGUGCCGUGGCGGAGAUCUUUGUGGGCUAUACUCGGCCUUGUCUCAGGAUGGUAAGUUGGUGGUUGAAGAUAUCCCUCUGGUGGUGUGGGGGCUGUGCUUUGGCAAAGUGGGUGGGGUUAUAUCCUUCCUGUUUGGCCCUGUCCGGGGGUGUCAUCGGAUAGGGCCACAGUGUCUCCUGACCCCUCCUGUCUCAGCCUCCAGUAUUUAUGCUGCAGUAGUUUGUUUGGGGGGCUAGGGUCAGUUUGUUAUAUCUGGAGUACUUCUCCUGUCCUAUCCGGUGUCCUGUGUGAAUUUAAGUAUGCUCUCUCUAAUUCUCUCUUUCUCUCUUUCUUUCUCUCUCUCGGAGGACCUGAGCCCUAGGACCAUGCCUCAGGACUACCGGGCAUGAUGACUCCUUGCUGUCCACCUGGCCAUGCUGCUGCUCCAGUUUCAACUGGUUUGCCUGGUAAAAAACAACUGAAAUCAUGGUUCCCCCAAUCAACUCAUCUGACUAUGAUGACUACAAUGAUUCAGUGGUGAUACCAUCUCAGUCCCCAGUCAUCUAUGAGAUGUAUCAGAUGAGGACUGGCUUGAGAUUAAUGUAUGUGUCGGUCUACGCAGCCAACCUUCUACUGGGUCUACUGCUCAACGCUGCCGUCAUCUUCAUGAUUGUCUGGAAAUACAGGUCCAAGAAGAAACUGAGUCGACGGAUGUUGAUCAUUGGCUUGGCUGCCACUCACCUCAUCUUCUGCCUCUUCACUCCACUUUACUUGAUCACAGCCUGGAACUACUUCUCCUGGACAUUUGGGAAGGUUGUCUGCAAGUUGGGGUCCUUCGUGAUGUUUAUGAACAUGUUCUCUGCCUCAGUGAUGAUCACUUUCUGGAAUGUGCGCUGGUGUGUCCCCAGAUGUUUUGAACAUCACAUGUCCAGCAGCAUGGUUCUACUGUCCUGGUUCACUGGGGCAAUACUAAGCACCCCCUCUUUACUGUCCAGGGAGGUUCAGUAUACUGCCAAUGGACACCUCUGCCUUGACAACUAUGAUUAUACUGAACAACGCCAGAUCUCUAAAGAGGGUAAGGAGAGAAUGAUGGCUGUGGUGAGCUGUCGCUUAAUUUUCGGGCUGCUGCUCCCUUUGGGUGUGACGUGUGUCAGCCGUUGCUGCAUUAACAGCAGGGUAAAUAACCAAGAGAAGUCAUUGGUUAUUCGACCUGUGACUAUUGCUCAUUUCCUAUGCUGGGCUCCUGUCCUCUGUCUAUCUAUGCCGCAAAUCGCAAUGGGCAUAGACAACAAAUGGUUCAGAUACGUAUUGCCCUUAGCCACUGCCCUGUCAGUCUUAAACAGCUGCAUCUAUCCUAUCAUCUGCAUCUGGCAAGGAAAUAAAGAACUUAAGCAUAACUUUCGCUCACAGCCUGAGACAGAGGACGAAGGAGAGGAGGGCCAUGAGAUGACUUGCCUGGAUAGGGAGGACAAUGUCCUUGAACAGUAAUGGGAAUACAACAUACUUUUCCAGCUUGAAAUGUACUUGUAAAUGUCAUAUACAAUAUUUUGGUCUAUAAUUUUUAUGAAUUGUAUACUCACAGUAUGCACAGUAUAAUUACACAUUUAAUUUUUUUAUUUUUUUAUUUCACCUUUAUUUAACCAGGUCGGCUAGUUGAGAACAAGUUCUCAUUUGCAACUGCGACCUGGCCAAGAUAAAGCAUAGCAGUGUGAACAGACAACACAGAGUUACACAUGGAGUAAACAAUUAACAAGUCAAUAACACAGUAGAAAAAAAAGGCGAGUCUAUAUACAAUGUGUGCAAAGGGCACGAGGAGGUAGGUGAAUAAUUACAAUUUUGCAGAUUAACACUGGAGUGAUAAAUGAUCAGAUGAUCAUGUACAGGUUUGUAUUGGUGUGCAAAAGAGCAGAAAAGUAAAUAAAUAAACUGUGGGGAUGAGGUAGGUGAAAAUGGGUGGGCUAUUUACCAAUAGACUAUGUACAGCUGCAGCGAUCGGUUAGCUGCUCAGAUAGCUGAUGUUUGAAGUUGGUGAGGGAGAUAAAAGUCUCCAACUUCAGCGAUUUUUGCAAUUCGUUCCAGUCACAGGCAGCAGAGUACUGGAACGAAAGGCGGCCGAAUGAGGUGUUGGCUUUAGGGAUGAUCAGCGAGAUACACCUGCUGGAGCGCGUGCUACGGAUGGGUGUUGCCAUCGCGACCAGUGAACUGAGAUAAGGCGGAGCUUUACCUAGCAUGGCCUUGUAGAUGACCUGGAGCCAGUGGGUCUGGCGACGAAUAUGUAGCGAGGGCCAGCCGACUAGAGCAUACAAGUCUGAAAUGUGGCAAAAGUUCGCAAAGUUCAAGGGGGCCGAAUACUUUCGCAAGGCACAUCCAGGGUGGUGAUGCUAGUCGGGCAUGCGGGUGCAGGCAGCGAUCGGUUGAAAAGCAUGCAUUUGGUUUUACUAGCGUUUAAGAGCAGUUGGAGGCCACGGAAGGCGUGUUGUAUGGCAUUGAAGCUCGUUUGGAGGUUAGAUAGCACAGUGUCCACAGUGACGGGCCGAAAGUAUAUAGAAUGGUGUCGUCUGCGUAGAGGUGGAUCAGGGAAUCGCCCGCAGCAAGAGCAACAUCAUUGAUAUAUACAGAGAAAAGAGUCGGCCCGAGAAUUGAACCCUGUGGAACCCCCAUAGAGACUGCCAGAGGACCGGACAGCAUGCCCUCCGAUUUGACACACUGAACUCUGUCUGCAAAGUAAUUGGUGAACCAGGCAAGGCAGUCAUCCGAAAAACCGAAGCUACUGAGUCUAAGAAUAUGGUGAUUGACAGAGUCGAUAGCCUUGGCAAGGUCGAUAAAGACGGCUGCACAGUACUGUCUUUUAUCGAUGGCGGUUAUGAUAUCGUUUAGUACCUUGAGUGUGGCUGAGGUGCACCCGUGACCGGCUCGGAAACCAGAUUGCACAGCGGAGAAGGUAUGGUGGGAUUCGAGAUGGUCAGUGACCUGUUUGUUGACUUGGCUUUCGAAGACCUUAGAUAGGCAGGGCAGAAUGGAUAUAGGUCUGUAACAGUUUGGGUCCAGGGUGUCUCCCCCUUUGAAGAGAGGGAUGACUGCGGCAGCUUUCCAAUCCUUGGGGAUCUCAGACGAUAUGAAAGAGAGGUUGAACAGGCUGGUAAAUAGGGGUUGCGACAAUGGCGGCGGAUAGUUUCAGAAAUAGAGGGUCCAGAUUGUCAAGCCCAGCUGUCAAGCCCAGCUGAUUUAUACAUUGUUCUAAAUCACUCUUGAUCAAUGUAACAAAUGUCUUCUUUUUUUAACCUGUAUUUCUUUUCUUUUCAAAUGCUUAUUAAAUAAAGAUUUGAUUAAAUAUAUAA